AUGGCUGCAGACUGUCCUCCUUGCUACGAGGAGGGUGAUGAAGAGUGGACCACUGAUGAGGGAUCACAGUCAGACCAAGCACUGUCAACAGUGCCUACAGUACCAAGCGGUGCUCCUGCUAGCCCCUUCAGAGCCCUUAGCGGUGUGAACAAUGUGGACUUUCUCCAGUGUUCUCCUACCUACAAGAAAGGCCCACGCCAAGACCCUGAUACCACAUCUGCCUACGCUGGAGCAGGACAGAAAGAAAGUGUUUACUCAACCUCCGCUCAGCGUCCCGCCAUUUCAGCCUUUGCAGCCACUUCUACACCGCGUCCUACUUCCGCAGCACCCACCACUACUGCGUCAAACUUGCCAAAAUUUGACUUAUCCUUCGGUGCUUUAGCAAUCACAAAGUCAUUGAGCAACAGGAUGGCACCCUUCAGCAAACGAGCAUACCGUCAGGCUCAUCAGACGAUCGAGUUCUUCGAGCAGCAGCCAACAUCGACUCAAGCGCCAUCUGAUGCAAGACCUACUCCUACCAUGACUUCGGCUGGUAACAACCAUCAUCGGGCUACCGUGCCGGGCACAAUCCAAAAAUGUCCUGGUCCGGAGAAAUGUGCAGACUGUAAAGCCGGUCGGUCAGCGCCUACCCCAGUCGGUGGCUCAAGUGCUUUGCCUGCAGGUGCUCCUCCCUCUGUGUCAAAGGCUGGAGAGAUGAGCCAGCAGAACACAACUAUUCACCUCUCAGACAUACACUACGGCAUCACACAUGCAACAAGAGCUUCUGAUCAGGCGGCCAUCAAAUUUGAGACGAUCAACCCGCAACCUCGACGCUCGACCUUGUCUUGGGGAGAAAUGUUCUGCUGUCUCACAGAUCGACUCCAACGAGAGGCUGCACACGACACAAUUUUACACCUUGUUCAAAAGAUCGAGCUGGACAAAAUCGAGAAAGGCUGCAUUGCAGAUUACCUUCCAUUCUUGGCCGAUCGUCAAAUCAUCCAAAUGAUCGACAAAGCAAAGCUUAGCUCCGAAUGGCUCUCCAAACCUGAUGAAGUAGAGGCAGCGCGCAGGUCGCAAGCAUCCUCGACGCGUGCAGAGGCUACGCCGGCUCCAGAUGGUCUGAAGUCAUCCGACCCAGCAAGCAACCCAGCAAGCAAGACAGCAAGCGCACAUGACAAGGACAUUAGCCAAGAGAUCGAUGGCCUCCAUCUGGAGGAGGAGCAGAAUAACUUGAAGAGACUGAAGAAAUGGGGAGAUGCACUUAUCCGUGAGAACCGUAAGAUGAGAAAUAAAUGGAUCUCGGAGACGGAAGCACAAUUGGACCGUGAACAGCACGAGGGAGCUACCAACUCCAAGUCUUCCCUGUACCUAAAGACACUCCUCGAAGCCGUCAAAGCGGGAGACGAAGAAUCGCCCACCGGAACCCUGCUUCAAGAUGAUGUCUCUAUCGCCAUGGACCUCGCCGUCAAGACAGCCAUACCUUCUGAUCCAACCAUUCCCUACUCCCAGAACGCGCCAAGGCACGCAAAGAGGCGCGCAAGGCCAAGCGAGACGAGAGCGAAGCCGGGGCGGUCGCCGUUGCCUCGAACCCGGCUAUCACCGACAACAACAACUUCGCCCUCGACCUCUCCGCACCCUUGCCCUCGACCGCUUACCCGCCUCCUCCCGCUCCACCUCACAGCCACGCCACCGUCAUCCUCUGGGCGCUCUCGCUCUCGGCGUCGCAACUCGCCUCCCUGA
Molecule: messenger RNA, 1719 nt
Organism: Endocarpon pusillum Z07020
Lineage: Eukaryota; Fungi; Ascomycota; Eurotiomycetes; Verrucariales; Verrucariaceae
Exons: 4
Coding region: 1-1719 (572 amino acids)
Source: RefSeq, a predicted model, not a curated record